AUGCCCGGCGCAAGCGUUGCGGUCCUUCCCACGUCCGCUUCAUCAACACCGGCCUCACGCAAGGCCUCACUCGCCCCGGAACGCAAAUACAAGUGCCAGUUCUGCAACCGAGCCUUUAGCAGAAAUACCAAGGAGCGCCCCUUCAAGUGCAUGAAGUGCCGUAGCACCUUUGUCAGACGCGACCUUCUCCUUCGACACGAUCGCACCGUCCAUGCCAAGGAUGGAGGUGUGCCUCUUCACAGUGAUGGUAAAAGACGUUCAGGUCCCAAGACACGAGCCAUCGGCGGUCCGGCCAAGACACCCAUGCUCGACCAGUCCGCAUUAGAUCAGAUCGAGGCCGCUUCUCACGACGGCACCUUCGACAUCGAGACCGCUGCAAUGCUUGUCGCCGACUUCCAACACAAGGCCGCCGCUGGCGCACGCUCAGGAGGCAGCCCCUCGAUGCCCUACUCGCCGCAUGCUAUGGAGCCUACCGUCACGUAUCCUUCAGGCGCCAUCCCCGUGCCUCAGUGGGAGAGCUUCAUGUCUCAAUCAUCCGAAGCCAAGGCCCAUUCCAUCGCAUCAUCGGCAUCCGGCUCCUUCGAGUCUCAGCAGUCCUUCAACAGCACAAGCACCAUGCAGCCUCACAACGUUCAGCUCCCGCCUAUCAACGGCCAGACGUGCAACGGCCUCGUCCCAGCACUCCAGUCCAUGAUCAACUCCUUGCCGAACUCUGGAACUGGUACGCCUGUUCCGCAGAGUCCCUUUGUUACGGAGGCGACGUUGUCUGCCGCUGGCUUCCGGGCUCCCCAGGUUGUGAACGACGAUGAGCGAAACCAGAUUCUCGACAACAUUCGUGCUCAAGACACCGAGCAUGCUAUUCCUGAGGGUUUUCGCCUUCCCAACCUGGCCUCGCUGAACCGAUUCCUGUCCACAUACUUCGGGCUCUUCCAUCACCACCUCCCGUUCCUGCAUCCUGCCUCCUUUGACUCGACCAAAGUGUCUCCUGCUCUGCUCCUCGCAGUCCUCAGCAUCGGAGCACUAUAUGCGUUUGACCAGGAUCAGGCCUACAUGCUUCACAUCGGGUCCAAGGUGCUGGUCAACCAGUUCCUGCAGAACAAGGAGAACUUCAGCUCUCGCAAGUGCCCGCUAUGGACGAUGCAAGGUUCGCUCCUAAACAUGAUCUUCGCCAGCUGGAGCGGUGACCCGAAGGGACUCGAGUGGGCUUGCUCCAUCAAGAGUUUGCUCGCCAACAUGGUGGCUGGAAACCGGUACGAGCUCAAGCUUCGCCAGGAGGCUCGCUCAGGCGCCCACCCCACUCGCAGCGAGUGGAUUGAAGACGAGGGUUGCCGACGCACCUACUACGCCGUCUACAUCUUUUUCGGCUUGCUCACCCUGACAUACAACCACACGCCGGCAAUCAGCUUCAACGAGUUUGAGGACCUGCAGCUUCCUUCCACGGAGGCGCUCUGGAACCUCAAGGUUGCGGACGAAGCUGCUUGGCACGAACAUUUGAAGGCAUCGCCUGUGGUUACUUUCAUGGAGGCGCACGACAACCUGUUCCAGGGAGAGACACUUCGGUACAGCGCGUUUGCGUCGAGGGUUAUGAUUAACGCUCUAUUCCUUGAAGUUUGGUAUCAUAAGCGCAGCCCCGAGGCACUUCAAGACGUUGUGACCGAAUACAAGCUCAGACUCGCCCUCGAGACAUGGGAGAAAUCCUGCGAGCUUUGCGAGCCUGAGAGCGUCGCGGUCCCGUUGAGUGCUCCUCACAAGGGACACCCCCUCAUCUUCAACGCCAAGGCUAUGUACCGGAACGCGCGGGCCCGUCUGGAAGUCGAUCUGAAAUCCGUGCAAGAGGCAUUGCGCUACCACGAUUCCUAUGAGGUUGCAGCUGCCAUGUCGAACGCGCGGGAUCGCGUCAAGCGCUCGAGCGAGAUGAUCAAGGUGAUCCAGGAGUGCUACAACUGCAUUGAGAUUGCCGUGGUACAGGGUGUACGCUGGGUUGCGCGUACUUCGCCGACGAACUGGAGCGUUGAGCACGCCUUGUGUGGUCUUGACCUGAUGAUUGUCCUUUCGCUCUGGCUCUACCGUCUGGAACAUGACGAGGAGCAGGCUACAGAGGAAGAACUGGCCAUGUACAACAAGGUUCGGCUGCUUUUCGACAAGGACCUCGACGAGGCGUACGCUACCCAGCUCAGCUCUGUUGUUGCCCGGCUGUGGGGCAGCAUGCUAGACGAGGUCGUGGUUUGGGGAAUCACCAGACUCAUGGGUGAAUCCUUCCGUCUCCAUGCGCAAGCACUGGUCGGCUAUGUCGACGACAUGGAAGCAUCCUCGAGCGUUUCGACCCCUUCAAUGAUUUCUCAGGGGGCCGACGAGGACAGCGUGUACUAG
Molecule: messenger RNA, 2370 nt
Organism: Colletotrichum spaethianum
Lineage: Eukaryota; Fungi; Ascomycota; Sordariomycetes; Glomerellales; Glomerellaceae
Exons: 3
Coding region: 1-2370 (789 amino acids)
Biological process (GO): regulation of transcription by RNA polymerase II; DNA-templated transcription
Cellular component (GO): chromatin
Molecular function (GO): zinc ion binding; DNA-binding transcription factor activity, RNA polymerase II-specific; RNA polymerase II cis-regulatory region sequence-specific DNA binding
Source: RefSeq, a predicted model, not a curated record